CGUAUGAUAAGCGUGCAGGCCAAAAACUUGUCGAGCAAGUAAACAAGACAUCUAACCAAUUUGAUCUCAAAAUUCCUGCACAUCGCAAACCUUCGAAGGAGAAAAUCCUACGCGAUGAAACUCUAUUGGAUGGAUGUCCGUGAUGUUCAGGAAGGGAAGUACUAACUUCGCUCGAGAGAGUGGUGACUGUGACUUGAGUUUGAAGGAAGCAAGGUUCCAGAGUUACACUUUAAAGUCCGAAGAAAAGGCUAGCAAAGGCGAUGAGUGCGGCUCUGUUGUUCAAAACGGACCUAGUACUCGAUUGGAUCUUCUUGGAAGACCAAUCCCGGGAGCAAGAAAUCGCGCUCAUUCAGAACAGUACAGAAAAAUCCAGCUAGCUUGUUAUAACUUUUUGGAAAGACCGCACGGUCUCUCGCACCUAUAUCACGCGUCUAUAUGUCUGCUAGUGGUUAUGAGUUUGUUCUUAACUGCUCUGAGUACAGUGAAUACAGACGAUAUGGAUUACUGGACAAUACUACGUACUCCUGUAUUUGUUGUGGAAGUCAUACUGGUGUUAGUGUUUAUAACUGAAUAUGUUGUUCGAUUAUGGGCUGCUGGAUGUCGAAGUACAUAUGUUGGAUUUAAAGGAAGACUAAAAUUUGCUAAAAAGACAUAUGCUAUAUUAGAUAUUUUAGUAAUCAUCUCAUCAAUUUCUGCUCUGACGCUUGUUGCUACUGCUAAAGUUCCAACAACAGCAGUAAGCCUGAUUAGGUUUUUGCCAUUAUUACGAGUCCUUCGGUUCGAUAGACAAGGAGGAACUUGGAAGCUAUUAGCUUCUGUUAUUUAUAUUCAUCGAAAGGAACUGGUGACAACUUUAUAUCUUGGAUUUAUCAGUCUUAUAUUUGCCUCAUUUGUUCUUUAUAUGGUGGAAAAAGAUGCAAAUAUUAAGUUUGAUAGCUGGCCUAAUUCAUUUUGGUGGGGAAUUGUAACUUUGACAACAAUCGGCUAUGGUGACAAGACUCCCAUCACGUGGUAUGGCAGAUUCUGUGCUGCAUUAUUCGCAGUGUUUGGAAUAUCAUUUUUUGCUCUACCCGCUGGUAUACUUGGUUCAGGCUUUGCUUUAAAAGUUACACAGCAGCAAAGACAGAAACACUUUCACAGAAGACGACGGCCAGCUGCUAUCCUUCUACAGUCUCACUGGAGGAUGUACUGCGCAGAUAUUAAUUCUAAAUCGGUAGCAACAUGGCUGCCUCAUAUUUAUUAUAACCGAAGAACGAGUCAUGAAAAAACACCUUAUAAUAAUACAGUCGAUAGCUCUCAACUGCCUGGGAGUGGAGCUCCUAAAAAAGGUAGAAAGCUAUCAUCGGUAUGGAAAAGCAGAAAUGAAGGCAAAGCUACUCGAAGCCAGUCAGUAGAUGUAAUAAGAGCCAGCAGGUCUGACUCUGCACCAAUGAUUGACACUGGCGUCACAGGACAGCGACAAGGAAGCAUCGGCAGUACAUUGGAUACUUCAUUCUUUGUUCCAGGAGAAAACCUACAUUGUACGUUAGUGUACACAAGAAAACCAAUGAUAACAAGCAGGACUUUUGCAUCUGAUGAGGCAAAUAUUUCUUUAUCUGAAGAUGGAGAGACAGCAAUCACGUUGACGCCAGCUCAAAAACAUGCAAUCAGGCUGAUACGAUUACUCAAACUGAAUGUAGCAAUAAGAAAAUUUAAGGAAGCAAGAAAGCCUUAUGACGUGAAGGACGUAAUAGAACAGUAUUCGACAGGACAUGUAGAGAUGUUGUCAAGAAUGAAAAGCUUACAGCAGAGGAUUGACAAAGUCGUUUUGGAUAGAGAAAAUGCAUUACAAGACGAGAGUUCAUUUCGGUCAAGUAUCACGUGCCGUUUGAUUAAGGUGGAGCAGCAAGUUACUAGUGUGGAACGUAAAAUAGAUGCAAUACUCAAUAUUCUAUCAAAGACGACUGGAGCAGACACUACCUUAUAUCACCAUGAUGAACCUGGCCCAUCCCCUCCCCCCGACGGGCAUUCCCCAGGCUCAUCCACGAGUCGUAGUUCAGGACUACCAACAGUUAUUAUAGGCAGUGAUAAAAUGUUUGAUACUUCAAGACUGCGGAGUGAGAGCUUACCUAGUACAGCUGUAGCACCUGAAGAUAUAUCUCAUUGGCCUCCAAAGCACUCGCAAUCAGACCCCGUUUUACCAUUGAACAGUAUAGAAUCCAUGAAACCACACAGACCAAGAACUCCAUCGUUAAGCAGUGAAGAUUCUACGGAAGGGGGGCAAAAUAUGGACUGUCUAAAUGCUCCAACUGUCAGUUCUGUAGCACCUAACCGUAUUCUGGGCAACCAUGGAAGACAGUUGUCUGAUGUCACUGAAGGAGAUGAAAGUGUUAGUUCGGAUUCGAAAGAAAAUGUUUUGGGAAGUAAAUUUUCACGUGAAAGCACACUGGAUUCUAUAGAGGAUACAAAUGAACCAAUGAGUCCUAGUGAUGAUGUGGAUUUUCCUAUGUAUGAUCCUUUGUUGAACCCGUAUGCACAAGAUAAGUCACCUAAGACCACCGAGGAACAACCUCUGGUCUGGGAGAAGAAACCACACCCAGAUACUAAAAGAACGCGGUCUGAAAGUCAUAAGACCUCAAGUACAAGUUCAUUUGGAACUUUGGUGGGGGAAGGUUCUGGAAAUGGAUCAAUGGAGCAAGACUGUUGUUAUUCUGAUGUAUUCCAAGGUAGUCAAGAGGAAAGCUCUAUCGAUAAGGAAAUGCCUGGUGCAUCUCUAGUGGGAGAAUCUUUUGACCUGGAUGAGUCAGUAACGUCAGUCGACGAAUCAAAAUCCAAGCGAAGGCCRCUAUUGAGACACUCACCGAUAGAAGUAUAAGUAAUUUUAAAGAAGGCAUAAUUUAUUAACAGUAUUAUGUAUAAUUAUAUUGUCUUUCCAUGCUGGUUAAAAUCAGGAAAACUCCUGUUUGAAUCUGUUGGAUUGCUUUGGCCAGUUACUGGCCAGCUGAUGGUUUUGCAUCAAGACCGCUGAGGUAAGGCAAGAUUCCCUUACUCGAUUGAAAUACUCACACCUGACUGCUACAACAUGUUAUUUCAAAAAUACAGUUGGUCUAACAGUUAUAUGAAAUGUCAUGAUUUUUGGACAUCCAAUAAGAAUGGAGAGCAACUAAAUUGAUUAUAAAUGCAGUUGGUAGGAUUCCCUUACUUGAUUGAAAUACUAACACCCAACUGCUGAUAAUGUUAUUUCAAAUUUUUGGACAUCCAAUAAGAAUGGAGAGCAACUAAAUGGAUUAUAAAUCCAGUUGGCCUCUGAUCAAGAUUAUACUGUAUCAUAAAAACAAUGUUAUCGACUUACUUUCAACUGGCCUCCGAAUGUGAAUGAAGUCCUGCAAUGAAGAAAGAAAUAAUUUGUAAGCAAUGAAUUGAACACUGUUGUACAAAUACAAUUAUGAGAAAAUAUUCUCACAAAUUUGAUAUUUGAGGUGUAAAAGACUUUCUAACAAUAUUGAUGCCAUUUUCUAAGAAUUCAAUAGAAUAGUUAGUAUAACUUUAAUUUUUUGUAAAAAAAAAAUGGCUUGUAAGCUUUUUAGAUUUUAAUCUUAAAGUGCAUAUGACAC
Actinia tenebrosa (Australian red waratah sea anemone) is the source of this 3593-nucleotide messenger RNA. RefSeq names its product potassium voltage-gated channel subfamily KQT member 1. NCBI's taxonomy places the organism in Eukaryota, Metazoa, Cnidaria, Anthozoa, Actiniaria, Actiniidae. Gene Ontology annotation, cellular component: voltage-gated potassium channel complex; membrane. The record is from RefSeq and is a predicted model, not a curated record. Gene Ontology annotation, molecular function: voltage-gated potassium channel activity. Gene Ontology annotation, biological process: potassium ion transmembrane transport.